Molecule: messenger RNA, 5108 nt
Organism: Poecile atricapillus (Black-capped chickadee)
Lineage: Eukaryota; Metazoa; Chordata; Aves; Passeriformes; Paridae
Gene: R3HDM1
Product: R3H domain containing 1
Exons: 29
Coding region: 495-4016 (1173 amino acids)
Molecular function (GO): nucleic acid binding
Source: RefSeq, a predicted model, not a curated record
CCCGGGCGGCGCUCGGCGCUGGGUUCGGCGCCCCUCGUGUGUGAGGAGCCGCCACCCGCCGGUCGCGGUGUCCCGGGAAGGAGCCCGGGUAGGAACCCGGGAAGGAGCGCUCCGCCCCGAACUCUGGGCAUCAAAACCUCCUGCUGGUGCAGAGAAGCUGGGAGCAGUUGCAUCAUUGACCAGUGAUGGAUCCACAGGCAGAUUUCCAUCUGUUUUCAUGUUCGAAGUGAACUUGGAAGAAUUUGGCAUUCAAAAGGGAUGUUCUUGCUGAUUCAAGACCAAAUAGUUCUGUCCAGGACUCUACACUGGGGAUAAGGACAUGGGACUCCUCCUGCCGGAUUCCAGAUGGUUCAUCACAACUGACAUCUUGGCUGACAACUGUGAAAAAGAUCUUCGGAUUAUUCUAUUUUAUUUUUGUGGGAGACCACAGUCCCCAAACUCUAGGACAUAUCAGGUUCCAUAUUUCUUGUAGAAUUUUAAAAUAACCUUUUCUAAUGAGGAUGUCUGAUAUUCUUACUGUAAAAGAUGAAACUGAUGCAAUGAAGGGUUCAGAAGCUGAAUUUAAAGAUACAGACCCAGUUGAAAACCUAAAAAAAUCAGGAAGUCAGGAACAGAUUCAAGUGGAAAAGGAUGAAAAUUGUCCUGAUAACAAAAACAAUAUGCCGCGGCCAGCGCAGUCCUUUGGACAGACGGCCAAAAGGUCCAAGUCAAACACAAAGUUAAAGUUAGUUCGGAGCCUUGCUGUAUGUGAAGAAUAUCCACCACCUCCCACAGCUGAAAUAUCACAGGACCUCCAGGAGAAAAUUCAGAUCCAGUUGUCACAGUCUUUUGAAAAAGAAGAAAAACCUGCAAAAGAUGAAUCAGAAAAGGAAAAAUCCAGUGAUAAACUGUCCAGAAAAAUGUUAUCAAGAGAUUCCAGCCAGGAGUAUACAGAUUCCACUGGUAUAGAUCUUCAUGAAUUUUUAGUAAAUACAUUAAAAAACAAUCCCAGGGACAGAAUGAUGCUGCUGAAAUUAGAACAGGAAAUUUUAGAUUUCAUUGGUAAUAAUGAAGUACCAAGAAAAAAGUUUCCCCCAAUGACAUCUUACCAUAGAAUGCUGUUGCACAGGGUAGCUGCUUACUUUGGAUUAGAGCACAACGUGGACCAGAGUGGGAAGUCAGUCAUAGUAAAUAAAACUAGCAAUACAAGAAUACCUGACCAAAAGUUUUGCGAGCAUAUAAAAGAUGAGAAGAGCGAUGACUUCCAGAAGCGGUACAUCCUUAAGAGAGAUAACUCUAGUUUAGACAAAGAUGACAACCAGAUGAGAAUACGAUUAAAAGAUGACAGAAGAAGUAAAUCCAUAGAAGAACGUGAAGAAGAAUAUCAGAGAGCUAGAGAAAGGAUAUUUGCACAAGAUUCCCUGUGUUCCCAAGAGAAUUAUUUCACUGAUAAAAGAAUCCAGGAGGAAGAAACUAAUAGUACACAACAAAGACGACAGAUACUUAGAAUCAAUAAGGAGGCAUCGGGGAGAUCAGCCAACAGCCACCAGAGCAGCACAGAGACCGAGCUGCGGUACUGCGAGCCGCGGCCCUGGAGCAGCACCGACUCCGACAGCUCCCUGCGCAACCUGAAGCCCGCGGUCACCAAGGCCAGCAGCUUCAGCGGCAUCUCGGUGCUGAGCCGUGGGGACAGCUCUGGCAGCAGCAAGAGCACGGGCAGGCUGUCCAAGACAGGUUCAGAGUCUUCUAGUAGUGUAGGGUCCUCCACGGGUUCUCUCUCUCACAGCCAGCAGCCUCUUCCAGUGCCAGCUCUAAGCCAGCCCUCUCCUGGCACGCCUGCCGUGUAUCCAACUGUCAGCUCUAGUAACUCUCUUUCCUUUGAUGGUGGCAUGAGCGGGCAAGUGGCACCUGCUGCUAGCAGUAGCUUCUUUCUGCUUCCCUUGGAAGCAGCGGGCAUCCCGCCUGGCAGUGUGCUGGUCAACCCUCAAACAGGUCAGCCGUUCCUCAAUCCCGAUGGCACUGCAGUUGUGUACAACCCUCCCCUGCCUCAGCAGCCUGUUAGGACCCAAGUGCCUGGAGCUGCACCUCAGCCAGCCCUGCCCAGCCCUGGCCAGCACCAGCCCGGAGCAAACCCCAUCCUCUCACAGCCUCUGCGGGCUCUGCAGCCCUCCUCCCAGCCUGUCCAGUACUCUGCAGUGUCGUACCCACCCCCGCUCCUGCCAGCCUCCUCUGCACAGCAAUACUCUGUGCAAGACAACCUGGGAUCGCAGUUCAGCCACCUGAGCCUGGCACGGCAGCCCCCGGCCGAAGGCGCCGAGCCGGGCCCGGCGCUGUUCCAGCCCGGCGUGGUGCUGCAGCCCCCGCAGCAGCCCGGCUACAUCCUCACCGCCGCGCCCGCCACCGCGCCCGCGGCACAGCCCGCGCCGGCCUACUCGGGCCCCGGGCACGCCGUGGGCCAGCCCGUGCUCCCGCAGCAGGGAUAUGUGCAGCAGCCCGUGCCACAGAUGCCACCCUGUUACUGUACCUCCAGCCAGUACCCGCACUCCAGCCAGCAGUACCGCCCUGUUUCUGUCCAUUACAGCACGCAGCAGAACCAGGCCCUGCCGCAGCCUGGCCAGCAGACAGGUUACCAGAUUUUGCCCAACCAGCAGCAAAACUACCAGGGUUUAGUUGGAGUUCAGCAGUCUCAGAAUCAAAAUCUAGUCAGUGGCCAACACAACAACAUUGGGAAUCAAAUUCAAGGUGUGAUUGUUCCAUAUCCCUCAGUGCCAUCUUAUCAGGUUUCGGUGCCUCAAGGUUCCCAAGCAGUGCCCCAGCAGACAUAUCAGCAGCCUGUUAUAAUUCCCAGUCAGUCCAGCCAAGGGCUGCCCACCACAGGAAUGCCAGUCUACUACAGUGUCAUUCCAUCAGGUCAACAGAAUAAUCUAAGUUCAUCUGUAGGAUAUUUGCAGCCUCCUGGAUCAGAGCAGAUACAGUUUCCUAGAACAUCAUCACCAUGCAACUCACAGCAGCUUCAAGGACAGCAGUGUGCAGUUUAUAGCAACCAUUCAAGUCAGAAGCCAUCACCUCCUACAUUAUUGCCACCUUCAUCCAAGUCAAAGCCACAGCAGGCUGCUUCCAUUGUGCACUACAGCAUAGUGUCUCCACCCUCAUCAUGUAAAAGUUCACCCACUGGUCUUUCCAUCAUGCAGCCAAAAAAAGCCGUGGCGCCGCCGCCCGCCGGGGGGGUGCUGAUGAUGCAGCUCAACGUGCCCGGCAGCGCCGCGCCGCGGAACCCGUCACCGCCGCAGAGGAAACCCGGCAAGUACUACUGUGAUCACCCCCGCGGGCACAAGGCCACGGAACUCAGCACUUUAGACGGUGCUGCACAGCUGCAGCAUAGUCCUCAACUGGGCAGCCCUGUCACCUCACCGGCCCAAUCACCAGCACCAGCCCAGCUGUCAAACAUGAAGAACAUCCGUCCCACACUGACACCUCUUUCUAUUGUGUCCCAGUUUUCUAGACCUUUUGUCCCUGGACAAGGAGAUGCCAGAUACCCAUUGCUUGGCCAACCCCUGCAAUACAAUCCAUCUUUAUUACGUGGACAAGUAACAAGCCAACAGUGUCAGCCUGGAAACAGACAUGGAAACAGGGGAAAGAAACCAGCAAAGAAGGCUGCUUCAGCAGAUCUUGGUGCAGGAGAACCAGCUGUGGGGAAAGUUCUAGAAAUAACUGAGCUGCCAGAAGGCAUAACUCGUAUGGAAGCAGAGAAACUCUUUGGAGAACUGUUGAAAGUGGGUGCCAAGAUCCGGUGGCUGCGGGAUUCCCAGUGCCUGCAGGCGCAGCAGCAGCGGCGGUUCUGCGGGGACGGCGGCACGGAGCCCUCCCGUGCCGGGGACCUGGCGUCCACCUACACGGUUCUGGCCACCUUCCCCAGCAUGGCGGCCGCGCAGAGCGCGCUCAAGAGACAGAGCAGUACCUCAGUGAGCAAGUUCCGCCUGAGAACCAGCAAGAAGCACUACGACUUCCACGUCCUGGAGAGGGCCAGCUCGCAGUAGCAGUUACACCGCUGGACACUCGGCCUUUGCUACUUCCAUGUCCUCCCUCCUCGAUUGGUUUGAUGUCAUGGGGUUUCUGUUCUCUCCAUACAGACUCCUGGGAUGUUUUGUCACAUGACAUUUGCCAUUGAAGAAUAAAUAACCCAGUGAAUCCAGCAAGAUGAAAAAAAUUUACAGAGUUAAUCCCAGACAACAGCAAGGAAUCAUCUUUGCAAGAGGCAGCUUUCUGUAAGGAACGCUGCUGAAAUGCCCCCUACUUUUAUAGUAGUUUUGUUUUAUAUUUUUGAAAUCUUGUAUCAGAUCCAAAGUUCUAUUGUACAGCAGAUGUUCAUAAAAAUCCAUAUGCAGAUUUGUAUUUUAUAAUCCCUUUUCACAGCCAGCACACAGCUAUCCAUUCCAAGGCAGGAACCUGAGGAUUGGUGGAGGGGAAAAGAGAACCAUUCUUAAGGAAUUAUAUUAAUUUUCUAGCAAACUACCCAAGAUCUUCAAGUUAACCUGUUCUUUGUCCCUUGUGUGGGCUUUUUUUUUUGUUGUUGUUGUUUUUUCUUUUUCUUCUUUUUCUGGGUUUUUUUUUUUUUUUAAGAAAAAGAGAUUAUCAUUUUAGUAACUGACUCCUUAGGUGGUCCUUGUGUUUUGCAAUACAUUCAAACAAUGUCAAAAGAGAUUACAAGUUUGUACCCUUGAAGAAUUUGCUUCUGAUCCAGCAAGCUUAAUAAUUACUAGAAGGGGAUUAUGAAUAAGUUACAAAAAAUAUUCACUGUAUCACAUUUUAAUAUUUCUUUUUAACAAAAGUGUGAAGAAGCUUUAUGUAUCUUCAUACAAGUGACAAAAUGUUUGCACUUUAAUUGUGUUCCCACCAGUAUGGGUCUCUUUCUCUUCCUUUUCACGCUAAGAUAAUUGUGUUUGAUAAGUGCUGGAAACCUUUUUAAUGGUUUAAGUUUUCAUCAUUUGCAGAUGCUCACUGGACAUUAAAGAUUCAUUGCACAUAAAUGAAAGAAAACUUUUUUCAACUUGUGUAAUUUGCAAGUCUGUACAAUGUGUGCUGAUGCAAGCCUUUUUCAGUUCAAAAGAAUAAAUGUUUACAAACACAAA